CUAUAGGACUGGAUGGUACAGAAGGGGAAGAGGAGGAGGAGGAUGUAGAAGGGGAUCAGAAAACAUUGAAGAGGAGAAGUUUGGAAAUCAUCACCUUCACUGAAGAACAGACAGCGGAGCUAGCCAAAGACCCUGGAGAAGAGGCAUCAGUGUCGGAGCGGAUCCUCUCUCAGUCAGCGGCUGAGAGAGAUCGGAUCAGCGAGAUCAAAGACAAAGCUGUGGAGCUGGAAACAGAGCCCAAGUUUGCCAACUGCUGUAAUUACUGCCCCAAAAGCUUCAAGAAGCCCAGCGACCUUGUCAGGCACAUCAGGAUCCACACAGGUGAAAGACCAUACAAAUGUGAUGAAUGUGGGAAGAGUUUCACAGUGAAGUCGACUCUGGACUGCCAUGUGAAAACACACACAGGUCAAAAACUGUUCAGCUGUCACAUGUGCAACACCUCCUUCUCUACAAAAGGCAGCCUAAAGGUGCACAUGCGUCUCCACACCGGCUCCAAGCCCUUCAAAUGCCCCUUCUGUGAUCUCCGCUUCCGAACUUCGGGUCACCGCAAAACCCACAUUCAGUGUCACUUUCGUCCAAAUGGUGACAGUCGAAAAUCCAAGCGCUCUUCCUCGUCUGCCGGUCAGAUCAGGCAGAGUCAGGGCACAGGUACAGGGCAGUCUGUGGCCUCAGGUCAGGGACAGCAGCCGGCUGCUUCUGAGGCUCUUCAGUCUGUGGGCUUGUUACAAACUUCAAACUCUGACCCCAGCAUUUAUCUACCAGCCAAUCAAGUCAUGACGGGGCAAUUUGACCAGAAUUUACUGCAACCAGGACUAGUAGGCCAGGCCAUCCUGCCUGCCUCCAUGUCAGCUGCAGGAGAUCUGACCGUGUCCCUCCCUGAUGGCCUGACGACCCUGGAUGGGAUCCACUUGCAGCUGACACCUGCCAACCUGGUGUGCCCCAAUGUCCAGAUCUCUGGCAUCGAUACAGGCAACAUCAACAACAUCACACUACAGAUUGACCCUGCUAUCCUCCAGCAGACCCUCCAACAGGGAGGUCUCCUCUCACAACCCCUGAGCAUAGACACCAGCUUGGUGUCCCACUCUGGCAGCCAGCUCAUGUCUUCAGCUGACCCCUCUGUGUCUGCCAGCGUUGUCCUUCACCCUCUGACCAGCCUGGCACUGCAGCCGUCCACCAUCACAUCUCCACAGGUCUCAAUAGCAGGGCUGUCAGAGCAGGAUGCUUCAGUCACUCAGGACCUGCACCAUGUCAUGAGCAGCGGUGGGCUUGUGGCCGGAAGUAACAGCCAGGAGAUCACUCUGACCAUCAACAAUUCCAGCCUGACACAAGCCCUGGCCCAGGUCCAGGCCCAGGCUUCAGCUGCCGGUUCCAGCACUGUUGCAGGAAACCCCCAGGAGAUCACCCUCACCAUAUCAGGCCAGGACCUACUUACUCCAAAUGCCAGUUCUACUGGUGCAGACAUGAGCAGUGGGAUCAGGCUAGCAUCACCACUGACCAACCAACACACAGGUGCAACCCUGACCAUCACCAAUGACCAGCUUCUGCCUCAGAGCUCAGCCAACCCUGGAAUGGCAGUUACCAGUCUGCCUCCUAACACCACUUUGACUCAUACGGCUUCAUCUAAGAGCUUAGUCAUGUCCCCAGGAGCUGUGGCCAGUGAUGGCAGUGUGACCCUGACACUCUCAGAUGCUCAGGGCAUGCUGGAUGGUGUCACUCUAAACCUCAGUGCACAGGGUCAGACAUUUCCUGCUGUGCUGAAUGAGUCCAGCAUCCCAGGUCAACCAGUCCCACCAGACCAGCAGGUCAUACUGGUCAGCCACCAGUCCCAGUCCACAAAUGGAUCAUCUGAUAAUGGAUAUAACAAUUCUGGUGAUAAAGGUGAGAAAGACCCUCAAACGGACUGCGAGACCCGGAAUCACUGCUUCUACUGCAACCAGGUGUGCGAGAACGCCAAUUCACUGCGACGCCACUGCAAACAAACUCACGGCAAAGACCGCUGUCACGUCUGCAGCAUCUGUAAUAAGGCCUUCAAACGAGCUACGCAUCUCAAGGAACAUGAACGAGUGCACCAGCCGGGUCCAUCACCCAGCUCCCAGAAACCCAGAGUUUUCAGCUGUUCCUCCUGUUCCAAGGCUUUCGCCAAGCGCAGCCAGCUGGAGAGACACAACCGAACACACACAGGCGAGCGUCCCUUCAAGUGCAGCCAGUGUGACAAGGCCUUCAACCAGAAGAGUGCUCUGCAGGUCCACAUGGUGAAACACACAGGAAAGAAGCCCUUCAAGUGUGAGGUGUGCAGCAUCAGCUUCACCCAGAAGAGCAACAUGAAACACCACAUGAAGAGAUCCCACGGCUACGGUCAAAUCCAAGACGUGCCGUUGGGCCAAGAGGAGGCAGCUUCUCAGGUGGAGGACACACCUGAGCUGGACCUGGAGGUGGUCCCUGAAUCCACCGGAGACUGGCACAAUGUCUUCCCCUGAGCACAGGGCUCCCUGGAGUCAAACCACUCUUCAGGGUGUCCUCAGCUCAUAAAGUUUCAUGGCUAAAUGUUGUUGUUUUUUUGUGCGUCGUGGGGUUUUCAGCCCAGUAGCAGCUCCCUGUUGUUUCCUCUGAAUUACCAGUGAAUUACAGGCUCUGCUUCUCUGGAUUAAGGAUUUUUAUUUCUUCUGCCACAGUCUGAUUGUCAUCUUCUUGAUAGCCUCCAGAGAGAUUUGGCCCCAUAAACCCUAAUAUCCUGGAGAGACCACCACCCAGGAGGCAGCAGGUCCCUCUGUUCUGUCAGAACCAGACUCUUCUUUCUUUAUUACUGAUCUAAAAACUGGGCUGAGAGAGAGAACAGUACAUACAGACAGCAUGUAUUACGAGCUAUAUGUCACUUUUCUGACAUGUGUAUAUUGUACAUAUUUAGUCUGGAAAUGAAAAGGCCUCCAAACAUCCCGGAGAGGAUUCAGGAUGUGAGUUCUGCAGCUGUUGUUACAUGUUGGGACUUUCAGCAGCAGCUUGUUUCGCUGUAGUUCUUUUUGUAAAUAUUGUAGCUAGAAUGCAUAUAUUUUCUGAAGAGUCAUUAGUACACAGAUUGUUUGGAUAUUUGUAAUUUUAGAGUAUUUCAUUUGAAGCAAAGCCAAAAUGAUAGACAGGCUCUUUUGUUGCAGUUGUAUUUUCUAUUGGUGGUAAUAAAUUAAGAUUAAAUUACUUUUUUAAAUGA
Messenger RNA from Austrofundulus limnaeus, 3202 nucleotides. Its product is annotated as zinc finger protein 236. NCBI's taxonomy places the organism in Eukaryota, Metazoa, Chordata, Actinopteri, Cyprinodontiformes, Rivulidae. The record is from RefSeq and is a predicted model, not a curated record. Gene Ontology annotation, cellular component: nucleus. Gene Ontology annotation, biological process: regulation of transcription by RNA polymerase II. Gene Ontology annotation, molecular function: DNA-binding transcription factor activity, RNA polymerase II-specific; zinc ion binding; RNA polymerase II cis-regulatory region sequence-specific DNA binding.